UAAACGGCCUCUUUUCAUGGGAAGUCAUUGAGCUAGGAUUUUGUGAAAUGGCAGAGGUGAAUUAUAAACAAGAUAUGCCUCCGAAAGGAGGGUAUGCACCUAUUGUUUUUCAAAAUAUUCCAGUAAAAAAGUAUUUUAAUGGGUACACCAUGUUUGCUGGGUUUGCUGCAAUAACAUCAUUUUCAUUUUAUAUGUACUAUCAAAAUUUUAAGAGGAGAAGACUGCUAAAGAUCGAACGUCAGGACGCUAUUAAUGCCCUAGAACCUAUACUACUUGCUGAAAGAGAUAGAUCAUAUCUGAAGCAGUUACGAAGAAAUGUAGAAGAAGAAGCUGAACUGAUGAAAAAUGUUCCCGGUUGGGAAGUUGGCACAUAUUAUGGAGAACCCAUCUACAAGACUGUACCAAAAGAAAAACUGCUUGAUCCAAUAUUGGAGGAAUAUUAUGCGCACACAAGUGAAAAAGCUUACGAUGAUAAAGCAAACGAGUUCUUGUGGCGUUGAUGUAUUUUUAGAGGAAAAAAACAAUUUGUAGUAAAUAACUUUUCAGACUAACUGAUGUAGUGAACAUUAUUUGUUUCAACCUUUGCUGUGUAGAAUAAUUGACGGUAUGAACAGUUAGGGAAUAGGAAAAAAAUGUACAUUUGAAAGAUAUUAAAGCUUUCUAGCUGUGUUAGAAACGAAA
Messenger RNA from Limulus polyphemus (Atlantic horseshoe crab), 681 nucleotides. RefSeq names its product NADH dehydrogenase [ubiquinone] 1 alpha subcomplex subunit 13-like (gene ND-B16.6). Lineage: Eukaryota; Metazoa; Arthropoda; Merostomata; Xiphosura; Limulidae. The record is from RefSeq and is a predicted model, not a curated record. The transcript has 4 exons. Bases 48 to 500 code for a protein of 150 amino acids.